UUUCCACCGACACACAACACAUUCUCAGUUGCUUUCGCAAGCCUCACCAAGCCCACAUAACUCCCAUAUACUCGGUGAACAGACGGAAAAAAAAACUUUACAUUCAGAAUCGAAGGCUGUGGACUCUCGAGCUUGAAAGUCUAACUGGGACAGCAAAAUGCCUCUACACCUCCUUGGGAAAAAAUCAUGGAACGUCUACAACGCGGCCAACAUUGCGCGGGUGCGCGCCGAUGAGGAAGCCGCGGCGCGCGCCGAAGAGGCCGAGGAGCAGCGGAUGCAGGAGCGUGACGCGGCGCGGCGCAUGGCGAUACUGAGAGGCCAGCAAGACCCGUCAACAACGACGGCCGAUGCCGAAACACCGCCACGGCGUACCACCAAAAACGGCGACGAGUACGACGGCGGCUGCGAUGAGGACGAUUGGAUGCCGUCGACGGCCAGAAGUGAGACCAGCACCACGGCUGUCGUGGGCCGCAAGAGCAGGAGGCACAGGAAGCGGCACGGCGAAGACGAUACGGACUUUGAGAUGCGGCUUGCGCGGGAGGCGGCGGAUCGUGGGGUGGCUAUGCGUGAGAGGCUGGGGAGGGACGAGCGGCGGGGCUGCGGUGGUGGUGCGAUUGUGGAUGACAAGGGGCAUAUUGAUCUGUUCGGCGGUGCUGCCGCCGCCGCCGCCGCCGCAAAGGUAUCGCGGGAUAAGGAGGCCGGGGAGGCGGCCGAGGGCGGGAUGCGGCUCGCUGACGCAGCGGGCCGUGGAAAGAGUGCCCGUUCGGCGCCGUGGUACACGUUUGCCUGGAAGAGAAAGACCGCGGCGCCGGACGAAGGCGUCAACGUCGAGCAAGGGCUGCCCGAGGCGCAGGCGCAGAACCAAUUUGGAGUGGAUGACCCUGCGAGGAGGGUCCGCGCCGCGGCCAGGAUCGUGGUGGAUGAUCCUCUCGCCAUGAUGAAGAGCGGGGCCAAGAGGGCUAGAGAGGUGGACAAGGAAAGGAGGCGGGAGAGGGAAGACAGGGAGAAGGACGUGGACGACCUGAUCCGGGAGGAGAGGAGACGGGCAAAACGGAAGAGACGUGAUGAGGAGGGGAGGCGGGAACACCGUCACUCUGGGGAGAAUCGGCGCCGGGGUGAUGACGACGAGAAGAGGGAGAGACGGCACCGUCAUCGCGAUGACGAACACAGGAGAAGCUAUCGGCGCGAGGAUGGUCACAGGGAGAGGAAACACCGGGAAGGUGAUGAUCGGAGGAGAAGAGACCGAAGCAAGGAGAGGCGCCGCAGCCGAUCGCCGCGGAGAUCGCCGCGGAGGGAAAUGGAAAGAACCCGAAGUGACAGGAGCCACCGCAAGGAGGAUUCUCAAUGAUGGAUAAUGGUUUAUACAGCGUGACCCAGUCGCUGUUUCCAUGUUAUGAUUACCAUACUAAUAUGAAUUUAAUAGUACAACCGGAGAGGAUGAUACCCCCAUAGUACGACUCUAUAAAUAUCUUGAACACAAACCAAAACCCA
This is a messenger RNA of Pyricularia oryzae 70-15, 1491 nucleotides long. RefSeq lists its product as uncharacterized. The record is from RefSeq and is a predicted model, not a curated record. The transcript is spliced from 2 exons. The coding region runs from base 158 to 1348 and encodes 396 amino acids. Lineage: Eukaryota; Fungi; Ascomycota; Sordariomycetes; Magnaporthales; Pyriculariaceae.